GGACAGCUAUAUUCAGUAGACAGAAACACGUGGAGUCCUUUUCCUCACUAGGUCUUGUUCUACAACGCGAGAACCAUGCCAAAGUCAAAGAGGGACAAGAAAAUUUCACUAACAAAAACAGCCAAGAAGGGUCUGGAAACAAAACAGAACUUAAUAGAAGAGUUGCGGAAAUGUGUGGAUAUGUAUAAGCACCUGUUCAUCUUCUCUGUGGCAAACAUGAGGAACAACAAAUUGAAAGACAUCAGGACAGCCUGGAAACACAGUCGAUUCUUUUUUGGCAAAAACAAAGUGAUGAUGAUCGCUAUAGGUAAAGGAUCAACAAGCGAGUACAAAGACAAUUUGCACAAGGUCAGCAGGUUUCUGAGAGGAGAAGUGGGUGUGUUAUUCACAAAUAAAACCAAAGAAGAGGUACAAGAGUAUUUCAGCCAGUUCAAAGAGAUCGAUUUUGCACGAUCAGGAAACAAGGCAGGGAUGGCCAUAACACUUGAUGAAGGACCCCUGGAACAGUUCCCUCACUCCAUGGAGCCACAGCUAAGACAGUUGGGUCUCCCCACAGCACUCAAGAAAGGAGUGGUGACGCUACUGAAAGACCAUGAAGUGUGCAAAGAGGGAGACACACUAACCCCUGAACAGGCCCGUAUUCUGAAACUCUUUGGGAUUGAGAUGGCUGAAUUCAGAGUGCAGAUCCAGUGCAUGUGGAACUCUGAAACGAGCGACUUUGAGAAGCUAUCUGAGGAAGAGGCCAUGCAGGAUAACGAUGACAAAGAGGAAGAAGGGAAUGGUUCUGGAUAGAGCAAUGGACUUCUCAGACUUAAUGUUUUUAAUACUGUGCCUUUUUUUUAGGUGACGUCAAAACAAACUACUUUAAAGUGUUUCCUAAUUGCAAUGUUACCCAUGGAAUUGUAUAUACAUUUUGUGCUUUAUACAUUUUUAUUGGUCCACUCAAAUACAACAGUACCAACCUACA
This is a messenger RNA of Salvelinus fontinalis (brook trout), 967 nucleotides long. Its product is annotated as mRNA turnover protein 4 homolog. NCBI's taxonomy places the organism in Eukaryota, Metazoa, Chordata, Actinopteri, Salmoniformes, Salmonidae. The record is from RefSeq and is a predicted model, not a curated record. Gene Ontology annotation, biological process: ribosomal large subunit biogenesis; nuclear-transcribed mRNA catabolic process; ribosomal large subunit assembly. The transcript is spliced from 8 exons. Bases 76 to 792 code for a protein of 238 amino acids. Gene Ontology annotation, molecular function: RNA binding. Gene Ontology annotation, cellular component: nucleolus; preribosome, large subunit precursor.